AUGUGGAGUUCAAGCAGGGAGGAACCGAGUGAAUCUUUUCCAUUCUCCACAUCCGUCUUCAAUUUCUCUUCCGGAAAUCCUAGAAUCGAAGAAACUCGCGGCCUCAUGCACUUCUUCCCCGAAGAAUCUCCUCCUUCUCUUCCGGUCGAACGGAAACCACUGGCAUGUGUUCUUGGAGUACCCAAUCACAUGACGUAUGCGGAUUUCUGCCAAUUCUGUGGCUCCUUUAUUCACCACAUUCUUGAAAUGCGUAUUGUCAGAAUGGAUUCAAUGGAAGAUCGAUACAGUGUUUUGAUUCGCUUCGAUGAACAGCAAUCGACUGACGCGUUCUACACUCAUUAUAAUGGUCGACGGUUCUCGUCUCUCGAGGUUGAGGUGUGCCGAGUUGUUUUUACAUUAGAUGUUCAAUAUACAGGCUCGAUUGAACACGCGCAACCUUCCAAUGCCCCUUCAACCGAACAGCCAACAUGUCCAGUUUGCCUUGAGCGAUUAGAUCAAGACACAAGUGGAAUUCUUACAACCAUAUGCAAUCAUUCUUUCCAUUGUUCCUGUAUUUCAAAAUGGGCAGAUUCUUCUUGUCCGGUAUGCCGCUAUUGCCAACAGCAAGCUGAAAAGUCUAUAUGUUUCAUUUGUCAAACCACUGAGAACCUUUGGAUAUGUGUUAUAUGUGGUUUUGUCGGUUGUGGAAGAUAUAAAGGAGGGCAUGCCAUAAUACACUGGAAAGAGACGCAACAUUGCUAUUCCUUAGAAGUGGAAACUAAGCGCGUCUGGGAUUAUGUGGGAGACAACUAUGUUCAUAGACUUAUUCAGUCCAAAACUGAUGGGAAGUUAGUAGAGCUGAACUCUCACUGUGUGCAUGCAGACAGUGGAUGUGGCAGCUGUGGAGAUAAUGCCAUGAGAGAGGCUAUACUUAAUAGUAAAGUCGAAGCUAUUGUCAAUGAAUACAAUGAGUUGCUUGCUACUCAACUCGAAAACCAAAAAUUGUAUUUUGAAUCCUUAUUACAACAAGUUGAACAAGAAACUGAAGGAAAAAUUUCUGUAGCUGUUCAAAAGGCUGUGAGUCUCAAACAGCAAAAGAUUCAGUCCAAGAUCGAUAGAUUUAACAAAGAGAAGAAAUUUCUGGAUGAGCUUAAUGACAAUCUUUUGAAGAAUGAGGAGAUCUGGAAAGCCAAGAUACUUGAGAUUGAAGAGAGAAAGAAAAAAACUUUAAAACGGACUGACUAUAAGAUAACGGGCCUAGAAAAGCAGCUUAGUGACCUCAUGGUUUGUCUUGAGGGUGGGAAGGUGGUAGAACAGCUGCCAUUGCUAAAUGACACAACUGGUGGAACUGUCUCUGACAUUUCAAAAGAAUCCUCAUCAACUUGUAGUUCUUAG
Molecule: messenger RNA, 1374 nt
Organism: Vicia faba (fava bean)
Lineage: Eukaryota; Viridiplantae; Streptophyta; Magnoliopsida; Fabales; Fabaceae
Source: the annotation of a GenBank genome assembly